AAAAAUGUUUGGAAAUCCAAGUACAAUCUCAAAAGCAGCACUAGCUCAGGUCAAAGUCGUCAAGAGCCACAUUCAGGAGUACCCAAUGCUUAUGUACGUCAAGUCAACAUGUCCAUAUUGCAAAAAGGCUAAAGAACUCAUGGAAAAGGGCCAGGUCGAUUAUAAAAAGUUCGUACUUGACCAACUUGAAGAAGGAAGAUUUAUUAAAGAAGCUCUAGUUGAGAUCACCGGUCAAAGAACCGUCCCUAACAUCUUCAUUGCUGGGAAGCAUAUAGGAGGGUUCUCUGAUAUCAAUGAACUGCAUGAGAAGAAUGAGCUUAAGCCUAAGCUUGACGCAGCAAAUGUUAAGAACAUCUUUUAA
Messenger RNA from Moneuplotes crassus, 361 nucleotides. The record is from the annotation of a GenBank genome assembly. NCBI's taxonomy places the organism in Eukaryota, Ciliophora, Spirotrichea, Euplotida, Euplotidae.